Molecule: messenger RNA, 876 nt
Organism: Lottia gigantea (owl limpet)
Lineage: Eukaryota; Metazoa; Mollusca; Gastropoda; Lottiidae
Exons: 1
Source: RefSeq, a predicted model, not a curated record
CUUGUAUAUUAUUCUACAAUCUUGCAUAUUAUUCAAAAAUAUUGUUUAUCAUUCUUCAGUCUUACAUACUCUUCUACAAUCUUGUAUAUUAUUCUUCAAUCUUGUAUCCUAUUCUUCAAUAUUGUACAUUGUUCUUUAGUAUUGUAUACUAUUCUAAAAUGUUGUAUAUCAUUAUUCUUCAAUCUUGUAUGCUAUUGUACAUUGUACAAUCUUGUAUAUCAUUCUUCAAUUUUGUAUCUUAUUCUUCAAUAUUGUACAUUGUUCUUUAGUAUAGCCUACUAUUCUAAAAUGUUGUAUAUUAUUCUUCAAUCUUGUAUACUAUUGUACAAUCUUGUAUAUUAUUCUACAAUCUUGCAUAUUAUUCAAAGAUAUUGUUUAUCAUUCUUCAAUCUUGUAUACUCUUCUACAAUCUUGUAUAUUAUUCUUCAAUCUUGUAUCUUAUUCUUCAAUAUUGUACAUUGUUCUUUAGUAUUGCAUACUAUUCUAAAUGUUGUAUAUUAUUCUUCAAUCUUGUAUGCUAUUGUACAUUGUACAAUCUUGUAUAUUGUUCUACAAUCUUGUAUACUAUUGUACAAUCUUGUAUACUAUUGUACAAUCUUGUAUACUAUUGUACAAUCUUGUAUACUUUUGUACAAUCUUGUAUACUAUUGUACAAUCUUGUAUACUAUUGUACAAUCUUGUAUGCUAUUGUACAUUGUACAAUCUUGUAUAUUGUUCUACAAUCUUGUAUACUAUUGUACAAUCUUGUAUAUUAUUCUACAAUCUUGCAUACUCUUCUACAAUCUUGUAUAUUAUUUUACAAUCUUAUCAUUUUAUUCUACAGUCUUGUAUAUCAUUCUACAGUCUUGUAUAUCAUUCUACAGUCUUGUAUAUCAU